This is a messenger RNA of Manihot esculenta (cassava), 2023 nucleotides long. RefSeq names its product D-xylose-proton symporter-like 2. Gene Ontology annotation, biological process: transmembrane transport. Gene Ontology annotation, cellular component: membrane. The record is from RefSeq and is a predicted model, not a curated record. The transcript is spliced from 14 exons. Lineage: Eukaryota; Viridiplantae; Streptophyta; Magnoliopsida; Malpighiales; Euphorbiaceae. Gene Ontology annotation, molecular function: fructose transmembrane transporter activity. Bases 288 to 1793 code for a protein of 501 amino acids.
AUUAAUUAUAUAGAAUUAACAACUUGCUGUCUACAAGUAACUUAAAAUCAAGGUUAUGACUUGUGAAAAUAAUUGACUAACUCCUCUUUUUCGGGCCUCUGGUCUUAAUUUAUUAUCAUCCUUCACAUGUUUCUUUCUUUCUUUAUUUAUUUUCUGAACGAACCUUGAUUUGGAUUCUUGUAGCCCACCCUUUUUUGAUAUUCAUUUUCUUCUUUUGAGUUUUUAAUUUUGCCUUCAAAUAUAAAUUCCCACUAGUACUUCAUUGUUCGUUUCCAUCGCUGGAAAAUAUGGCGACCGAUCCUGAGCAGCCCUCUCUUUCUUCUAUCGAAAAGGUAGGAAAGUCUUCAAGUGAAAUUGGCGGUGCGGAGGAGCCUCUUCUUAAUGGGGGCACUAGCUCAGAGAACUACUCUGUUCUUGCUGCAAUUCUCCCAUUUCUAUUUCCAGCUCUUGGAGGACUAUUAUACGGUUAUGAUAUUGGGGCCACAUCCUGUGCUACGAUAUCUAUAGAGUCAUCCACAACAAGUGGAAUUUCAUGGUAUAACUUGAAUUCUGUGGAAGUUGGGCUCAUUACCAGUGGCUCAUUAUAUGGGGCCUUGAUUGGCUCUGUCUUGGCCUUUAAUAUUGCAGAUUUUUUAGGAAGAAGAAGGGAGUUGAUACUGGCUGCUUUGUUAUAUCUUGUUGGAGCAUUUGUGACAGCAUUAGCACCUGAUCUGGUUAUCAUGGUGAUUGGACGUUUUAUAUUUGGUAUUGGGAUAGGAUUGGCUAUGCAUGCUGCCCCAAUGUACAUUGCUGAGACAGCUCCAAGUAAGAUACGUGGUCAAUUAAUCUCCCUCAAAGAGUUCUUUAUAGUCCUUGGGAUGGUUGCAGGUUAUGGGAUUGGUAGCCUUUUAGUUGAUACUGUAGCUGGAUGGCGAUACAUGUAUGGAGCUAGUACUCCUUUGGCAGUAGUCAUGGGAAUUGGGAUGUGGUGGUUACCGCCAUCACCCAGAUGGAUACUAUUAUGUGCCAUACAGGGGAAAGGCAACAUGCAGGAUUUAAAAGAAACUGCAGUACGGUGCUUGUGUCGACUCAGGGGUGAGGCUAUUGGUGACACUGCACCUACCCAAGUAGAAGAAAUUCUUAGUGAGCUGACUUUCGUUGGUGAAGAAAAAGAAGCUUCACUUGGGGAAAUGUUCCGAGGAAAAUGCUUGAAAGCCCUUACCAUUGGUGCAGGAUUAGUUCUUUUUCAACAGAUCACAGGUCAACCAAGUGUACUGUAUUAUGCUGCCUCAAUCUUUCAGAGUGCAGGAUUUUCUGCAGCAUCUGAUGCAACACGUGUAUCAAUUCUACUUGGUUUUUUUAAGUUGAUCAUGACAGGAACAGCUGUCCUUGCUGUUGAUAGACUUGGAAGGAGACCUUUACUGCUUGGUGGUGUCUCUGGGAUGAUCAUCUCAUUAUUCCUUCUGGGGUCAUAUUACCUUUUCCUGGACAAUGCACCAGUUGUGGCUGUAGUUGCACUGCUAUUAUAUGUUGGAUGUUAUCAGUUAUCAUUUGGUCCUAUUGGUUGGUUGAUGAUUUCAGAGGUUUUCCCACUACGCCUAAGAGGGAGAGGACUUAGUAUAGCAGUGCUUGUGAAUUUUGGUGCAAAUGCACUUGUUACCUUUGCAUUUUCUCCUCUGAAGGCAUUGUUGGGAGCUGGAGUAUUAUUCUACGCGUUUGGAGUAAUAGCUGUGUUGUCGCUCGUUUUCAUAUUCUUCAUUAUACCAGAGACCAAGGGGCUCACUCUUGAGGAAAUUGAAGCUAAAUGCUUGUAGACAACCUUUGUACUGGAAACAGGAGUUCACUUAAUGUUUUUUUUUAUUUUUAAAAUCAAAAUACAAAGUAGGCUCUGUUGUGACAAGUUUACUGUCAGAUUGUAUUUUGGAAUAUAUGCAGAAGCAGGCAGUGUCACAAAUAGGUAUCUGAUAUUUCUUUAUUGUCAAUAAGAGCAUCAACAUCAUAUAUACUAAGCACGUUGCUGAAAUGUCAGUGCAUGUUGUAGCUA